AUGCCAACUUUAGUUGAAGACGCCACGAAGCAAUUCGAUGAAGCUUUGAAGCAAGCCUUCGGCGCCGCCGCGGACAACGUGUCCGUGGCCGCCGAAAAGGUGGGGGAGUUGGUCCACUCGAACAAGAAGAUCAACUUGAACCACGUCCACCGGUUGAUCAACGAGGGGUUGGUGAGCUCGGACGCGAGCCACCGCGAAGUGUCGGCGCGCGUCGUGGCCUCGAUCGCGCUCAAGAAGGACCGCCGCGUGGAAGCGUACACCGCCGGGUGGUUGCCCAACUUGUUGGACGCGUACGCGGACAAGAAGCUGAACGUGCGCGGCCCGGCCCAAGAAGCCGCCGUGGCGUUGGUGCAGUCGUUCAACGAGAACGCGCUCAGCUUUGUGUUGCCGUUGAUCUUUCAAGGUCUGGACCGCAUCAAGAAGUGGCAGACCAAGGAAGGCGCGCUCAACUUGAUCCUCGACUUUUGCGCGUUGCACCCGGUGCAAGUGUCGCGCAACCUCCCCGACAUCAUCCCCAAGGCGAUCGAGCAGAUCUGGGACACGCGUCCGGAGGUGAAGAAGGCCGCGAACGCCGUGAUGAUCAAGGCGUGCUCGACGGCGUCGAACGCGGACAUUGAGCCGUUCAUCCCUGCGUUGGUGUCUGCCAUGGCUGACCCGACCCAAGUGGCCGAGUGCGUGCACAAGUUGGCGUCCACGACGUUCGUCAAGACGGUGGAAUCCCCCGCGUUGGCCAUCAUGGAGCCUCUCUUGGUGCGUGGGUUGAACGAGAACAAGACGUCGGUGAAGCGCCAGACCGCGGUGAUCAUUGACAACAUGUGCAAGCUGGUCGAAGACCCUGCCGAAGCGCUGUUGUUCACGCCCAAGGUGUUGCCUACGUUGAAGCGCAUCAUCGAGUCGGUGGCCGACCCCGAAUGCCGCGACGUGGUCAAGCGCGCGCACAGCACGCUGCUCAUGGCCGCGGGGAACGUCGAGCUUAGCGAGGACGAAGGCAAGGUCGAGUUCUCGGCCGUGCUGGCCGCGUUGAAGGUCAUCAUCGCCAAGAUCCCGGCCGCCAAGAACGCGCACAUUGACGAAGCCACGCUCAACUACGUGGCCGGGAACGGGUUCUACCUGACGCUGGCCCGCAGCUUCAUCCCUGAAAAGUGGUCCCAGUCGGUCAAGCCGUACCUGCUCGCGUUCCUGGACGAGCACGAGAUCCCACACGUGACCAAGGACUUUCGUGAAAAGUGUUUCAAGGACAACAAGCUCAAGAUCGCCGACGACGUGAUCGAAGAAGACGUGGGUGAAGACUUGUGCGACUGCGAGUUCUCGCUCGCGUACGGUGGCAUGAUCCUGCUCAACAACGCGCGUCUGCAGCUCAAGAAGGGCCACCGGUACGGGUUGUGUGGCCCCAACGGCGCCGGCAAGUCGACGCUCAUGCGCGCGAUCGCGAACGGCCAGUUGGAAGGGUUCCCGUCCAAGGACGAAGUGCGCACGGUGUACGUCGAGCACAACUUGCAAGCGGAGGAAGCCGACCUGUCGGUGCUGGACUUUAUCUCCAAGGACCCCAACUUUGAGGGCGUGCUGUCCCGCAAGGAAGUGUCGGACACGCUUUCGUCUGUGGGGUUCACCGACCCGAUGCAAGCGCAAGCCGUGGGGUCGCUCUCGGGGGGAUGGAAGAUGAAGCUCGAAUUGGCCCGCGCCAUGCUCAUGAAGGCCGACAUUUUGUUGCUGGACGAACCGACCAACCACUUGGACGUGGCCAACAACCGCAAGCUCAAGACGUACGUGGGCAACAUGUCUCACUUUGUGGAGCUGCGCCCGGAAGCCAAGGCGUACUACAACCUGGAGGCGGCCACGUUCGCGUUCAAGUUCCCUGAGCCGGGUUUCUUGGCCGACAUCAAGAACAAGGGCAAGCCCAUCAUCCGCAUGAACAACUGCUCGUACCAGUACCCUGGCACGACCAAGCCGUCGAUCAACAACAUCACGAUCACGUGCGCGCUGUCGUCGCGCAUUGCCGUGAUCGGGCCCAACGGCGCCGGCAAGUCGACCAUGAUCAAGAUGUUGACGGGCGAAGUGGAGCCGACGACCGGUACCAUGUGGAAGCAUCCGUCCAUGCGCUUUGCGUACGUGGCGCAGCAUGCGUUCCAUCACAUCGAAGAGCACUUGGACUUGACGGCCAACCAGUACAUCCAAUGGCGUUUCCAGUCUGGCGAGGACAAGGAACUGAUGGCCAAGGAGACGCGCAAGAUCAGCCCCGAAGAGAAGGCGCGGUUGGAGCAGCCCGUCAACUGGGAGGGCGAGAAGCGCGUGCUCGAGACGAUCGAGAACCGCCGCAAGCUGAAAAAGUCGUUCGAGUACGAGAUCAAGUGGGUCAAGUUGCCCGACACGGAAAACUCGUGGGUGCCGCGUGAGAAGCUCGAAAAGUGGGGCUUUGAGAAGCUGCUCCAGAUUGCCGACGAUCGCGAGGCGGCGCGCGCCAACUUGCAGGCGCGCCCCGUCACGGCCAUCGCCGUGCAAAAGCACUUGGACAACUUUGGCUUGGGCCCCGAGUUCGGCACGCACUCGCGCAUGCGCGGGCUCUCGGGCGGGCAAAAGGUCAAGGUCGUGCUGGGCGCCGCCAUGUGGCUCAACCCGCACAUCUUGGUGCUGGAUGAACCGACCAACUACUUGGAUCGCGACUCGCUGGGCGCGCUCGCCACGGCCAUCAAGGAGUUUGGCGGCGGAGUCGUCAUGAUCUCGCACAACCGCGAGUUCACGGACCAUUUGGCGAUUGAAACGUGGAACGUCGAAGCCGGCCACUGCUCGAUCGAGGGCCAGGUCAUGGAGGACAAGACCAAGAUCGAACAGAUCGACUCGCAGGAAACCGUCGACGCGUUCGGCAACAAGCAAGUCACCAAGGUCAAGCGAAAGCUCACCCGCAAGGAACUCAAGGCCAAGCUCAAGUUGAAGAAGGAAGCCGAGAAGCGCGGAGAAAUCUACGAAGACUCGGACUUGGACGACUACGAAGACGAAUAA
This is a messenger RNA of Aphanomyces astaci, 2997 nucleotides long. RefSeq lists its product as hypothetical. The record is from RefSeq and is a predicted model, not a curated record. NCBI's taxonomy places the organism in Eukaryota, Oomycota, Saprolegniomycetes, Saprolegniales, Verrucalvaceae. Bases 1 to 2997 code for a protein of 998 amino acids. Gene Ontology annotation, molecular function: ATP binding; ATP hydrolysis activity. The transcript is spliced from 2 exons.